CGGGGGCGGGGCCGCGCUGGGUGCCUGCCUGUCUGCGCUUUCCCGGAAGGAAGUGGCCCUCAGCGGCUGAGAGUGGUACGGAGGAGUCGGUGCGGCAGGAUGCAGAGCGUCAUCAACACGGUGAAGGGGAAGGCGCUUGAGGUGGCCGAGUACCUGACGCCGGUGCUGAAGGAAUCAAAGUUUAAAGAAACUGGAGUCAUCACUCCUGAGGAGUUUGUGGCAGCCGGAGACCAUUUAGUUCACCACUGUCCAACUUGGAAAUGGGCAACUGGAGAAGAAUUAAAGGUCAAGGCUUAUCUCCCAGCAGAUAAACAGUUUUUGGUCACUAAAAAUGUACCGUGCUAUAAGCGAUGUAAACAGAUGGAGUAUUCAGAUGAACUGGAAGCCAUUAUAGAAGAAGAUGAUGGGGAUGGAGGAUGGGUGGACACAUAUCACAAUGCAGGCAUUACAGGAGUUACAGAAUCCAUUAAGGAGAUCACGUUGGAGAGCAAGGACAAUGCAAAAUUACCAGAACGCUCUGGUUCUUGUGAAGAUGAAGAGGACGACGAGGGCGAAGCAGCUGAUAUGGAAGAAUAUGAAGAGAGUGGAUUAUUGGAGACAGAUGAUGCAACACUGGAUACAAGAAAAAUAGUGGAAGCUGCCAAAGCUAAAGCUGAUGUUGGAGGGGGAGAAGAAGUUAUUCUACAGACCAGGACGUAUGACCUUUAUAUCACAUAUGACAAAUACUACCAAACACCAAGGCUUUGGUUAUUUGGCUAUGAUGAGCAACGGCAGCCAUUAAGUGUAGAUCAUAUGUAUGAAGACAUUAGUCAAGAUCAUGUCAAAAAGACUGUGACAAUUGAAAACCACCCCCAUCUUCCUCCACCUCCAAUGUGUUCAGUUCAUCCAUGCAGGCAUGCAGAAGUAAUGAAGAAAAUAAUUGAAACGGUGGCAGAAGGUGGCGGAGAACUUGGAGUUCAUAUGUACCUUCUAAUUUUUUUGAAAUUUGUACAAGCAGUCAUUCCCACAAUAGAAUAUGACUACACAAGACACUUUACAAUGUAACUGAGGGAGGGAAUGUUUAUGGUAAUUAUUGAUCUUAAUUUUUAAAAAAUUACCCGUACAUGUGACUCAUUUGUUUAUCCACCAUUGUAUACAAUUUCUGUAAUGUACCAUUUCUAUCAAGUUUAUGCAUCAACAUCAAAUUCCACUACCAGCCUUACUUUUUAAUAAAGACCUUUAUGUGUAAAAAUAAAUCACUUUCAUUCCUGUUCCGUGA
Messenger RNA from Anolis carolinensis (green anole), 1258 nucleotides. It is a transcript of the gene atg3, whose product is annotated as autophagy related 3. The record is from RefSeq and is a predicted model, not a curated record. The transcript is spliced from 12 exons. Gene Ontology annotation, molecular function: Atg8-family ligase activity. NCBI's taxonomy places the organism in Eukaryota, Metazoa, Chordata, Lepidosauria, Squamata, Anolidae. Gene Ontology annotation, biological process: nucleophagy; autophagy of mitochondrion; autophagosome assembly. The coding region runs from base 100 to 1044 and encodes 314 amino acids. Gene Ontology annotation, cellular component: phagophore assembly site; cytosol.